AUGCUACCCGCAAGGUUGUUUGAUGUCCUUUGUUUAGAAAGAACAUGUUGCCAGUACCGCGGCGAUCCUCGUGUUCAACUCCAUGUGUUAACACACCCCAACAUGACAGUCUUCCGCAAAUGCGACCUAGACAAUGACGCUGGUCUGUAUUCAAUAGCAAACCUCAAACAACUUCGCAUCCUCGCAAUGGAUCCACCGCGUAAUGAAAGAGCUAGUCGCGUAGGACGUUGUGUUUCCCAAGCUGGCAUAAUAAUGUUGGAAGCCAGAGAAAAUAUUCAGUCACCUCAGAAAUUUGACUAUAGG
This is a messenger RNA of Iphiclides podalirius (scarce swallowtail), 303 nucleotides long. The record is from the annotation of a GenBank genome assembly. Lineage: Eukaryota; Metazoa; Arthropoda; Insecta; Lepidoptera; Papilionidae.